Molecule: messenger RNA, 1051 nt
Organism: Octopus sinensis (East Asian common octopus)
Lineage: Eukaryota; Metazoa; Mollusca; Cephalopoda; Octopoda; Octopodidae
Product: intermediate cleaving peptidase 55, mitochondrial-like
Exons: 4
Coding region: 47-1051 (334 amino acids)
Cellular component (GO): cytosol
Molecular function (GO): manganese ion binding; metalloaminopeptidase activity
Source: RefSeq, a predicted model, not a curated record
ACGUCGACUCAUCCAAAACAUCAGUCUGACUCACAAUGGAGACAUCAUGGCCAUCAUCCCCUCAUCCACAACUCAAUACUCCGCCCCCGACGUACCCCAUCCCUUCAGACAGAACAUGAAUUAUUUUUAUCUAACGGGACACGACCAACCAGAUGCACUCCUUGUAUGUACUCUCACAAAUAACACAUUCAACGACUAUUUGUUCCUACCACCAUUCUGCCCUAACAAACUCCGCUGGGAAGGACCUUCUCUCACAUCGAGGAACUCAGCAGAGUCACUGGAACUCAGCAAAGUUUUGGAUUUUUCAGAAAUAAAAUCAUUUUUGUGGUCACAUGAACAUUGUCACGUUUUUAUGGACAAUUUAGAAUCAUCCUGGCUACUAAUAGCCCAUGAUUUGAAUGUGGGGGACAAGAAAUGUAUUUCUCCCUUUAUUAGUGACAUGCGGAUAAGAAAAAGUGACUGGGAGGCCUCAAAAAUGGCCAAAUCCUCGCAUAUUUUGGGAGAGGCAUUGAAAAUAGUGAUGAACAAAUCAGUAAAGGAAAUGGUUGGAUUAUUAAGUCAGUAUUAUCAAUGUGAUUUACUGGGGGGUGAAGGAUUUGCCUUCCCGCCAGUGGUGGCAUGUGGGGAUAAUAGCACAAUAAUCCAUUAUAUGAAGUAUAAGGGAGAGUUCAGACGGGGGGAGUUGAUAUUGGUGGAUAGUGGAUGUGAGGUGGGUCACUACUGCAGUGAUAUGACAAGAGUGUGGCCUUCUUGUGGUGAAUGUGGUCAAAUAUUAAAGGAGUGUUUUCCCGUGCUCAGAGGGAGGUGUAUGAAUGUGUGUUGGAGGCCAAUUUGGAGUGUAUUGAGGCAUUUAAAAGACAAAAUUCGCUUAAUUUUGUCAAUGAGAUUGUACAUUUCUCGGGAUUGUGGUUAUGUUUAUGACGAAUAUAGGGGUAUAGGUAUAAGGAUUGAAGAUGAUUUGUUGAUCACACAGAAUGGAGGUCAUGUGCUUACUAAAAAAAUAGAGAAAUCAGCAAGAGCUCAAACAAUAAGAAAUACAGUGAAAAAUUAG